This is a messenger RNA of Verticillium alfalfae VaMs.102, 1341 nucleotides long. RefSeq lists its product as hypothetical. Gene Ontology annotation, cellular component: membrane. The transcript is spliced from 7 exons. Gene Ontology annotation, biological process: transmembrane transport. The coding region runs from base 1 to 1341 and encodes 446 amino acids. The record is from RefSeq and is a predicted model, not a curated record. Lineage: Eukaryota; Fungi; Ascomycota; Sordariomycetes; Glomerellales; Plectosphaerellaceae. Gene Ontology annotation, molecular function: transmembrane transporter activity.
AUGGCGGCGCAACAAGCUCCAGAUGGCCUUCGCACGCGCCAUUCCGACGAGGAGUCGGGCAACUACCGCGUCGAAGGAAAAUUCGAAGGUUCUGCGCAUGUGGAGGAUGCUGAGAAAAACAAUAUUGCCGCUGUCAGCACGCAUGGCCUCAGUCCAGAAGAACAAAAGAAAGUCAUCCGACGCAUCGACGUUCGACUCCUCCCAAUUCUCGGUCUCAUGUAUUCAAUCUCGCUGAUCGAUCGCACAAAUCUGGGCCUAGCUCUCGUUGCUGGCCUCCAAGAAGACCUGGGACUUCACAUUGGCAAUCGAUACACUGUUAUAGUCAUGGUGUUCUUCGUAGCCUAUAUUCUGUUUGAAAUCCCUAGUAACCUCAUUCUGCCUCGUGCUGGUCCAGCAAAUUGGCUUGCCUUUCUUGGUGUUGGCUUCGGCUCUGUCCUACUCGGUAUGGGGUUCACGAAACACUGGGGAACCAUGGCGCUCUGUAGAGCGCUUCUGGGUGUACUAGAAGCGGGAUUCCUACCGGGGAUCUUCAUUAUUGAAGGUGCAAUCACUAUCGUUGUCUGCGGAUUCGGCUGGUUCAUCAUUAUCGAUUUCCCAACAAAGGCUGGCAAGUUCCUCAAGCCAGCCGAGCAGGCAUUCGUCAUUGAGCGCAUCAACAACGACCGAGGCGAUGCCGAGGAUGACGGUGUCAAUGCCCGCAAGAUCUUGAAACAUCUCAAAGACUGGAAGUUGUACUUUUGGGCCUUCAACCUCAUGUCUUCGACCCUGCCAGGCUACGCUUACUCGUACUUCCUACCCAUCAUCCUCCGAAACGGCAUGGGUUUCAGUCGCACCAACUCGAUGCUUCUCAGCGCCCCGCCGUAUCUCCUUGCCGCCAUCAUGGCCUUCGUGUCAGGCUGGCUCGGCGACAAGUACAAGAUCCGCGGACCGAUCAUCGCUGUGCAUCAGGCGAUCACUGCUGUGGGCAUGCUGAUUACCGUCUACGCCAAAUCGAACGCCGCUCGCUACUUUGGCGCGUUUCUCGGCAUCGGUUUCUUGCAGUUCUGCGUUCCCGGCGUUCUGACGUUCCAGGCCAACAACAUUACAUCCCACUCUAAGCGAGCCGUGGCUUCAGCAACGUGCCUCAUUGGUGGCGGUGUCGGAGGCAUUAUCUCAAGUGUGGCCUUCAUGGCGAAAGAGAGCCCGCACUAUACCACGGGUGUGUGGACCACGUUCGGCAUUUCAAUGACCAGCAUCUGCAUGAUCAUCAUCAUGGAUCUUUACUUCUGGCGGCUCAACAAGGCUGUGAAGGCAGGGACUCGUCUGAACGAAGGCAUGGCAGGGUGGUUCUAUACGCUCUGA